AUGGGUCUGUCGCAGAUUACACCAACAAUGUCUACGCAGAGGCUGAUCGACCGUGAUGAGCGCACUCGCCAGAAACCCAUGCUUGUCCUAGUCCUGGGCAUGUGUCGCACGGGGACAACAUCCAUCGCCAUCGCGCUCCGCAAACUAGGAUAUACUUCACAUCAGAUGCGCGACGUUCUUGCCAAAUCAUCCGAACUUGCACUAUGGGAAGAAGCCGUCAACGUUACUCUGUUACCAUCCCAAGACCGGCCUGCAAACCAACGGAAGAUGGAACCCUACGGCAAAGAAGAGUUUGACAAACUUCUAGCCAACUACGACGCUGUUAUGGACCUACCUGGCUGUGUAUUUGCGUCGCAAUUGGUAGAAGCCUAUCCGGACGCUAAAGUCAUCUUGACAAAGAGGAAGUACGAAGACUGGGAACAGAGUAUGCAAGAGAGCAUAUGGUGUCUUGAUACGUGGCGACUCUUCACAGUUUGUCGACAACUCAACCUCACACAGCUGGCUCCGUUGAUGCGACUCGUACACUCGGUGUUUCAAGUGCACAGUAAUAACAACUACGGUGGUCCUGCGGCGAAAGCAGCUUUUAACAAGCAUUACGAUACUGUUCGAUCACUGGUACCCAAAGACCGCUUGCUGGAGCUUGACACCGAUGAGGAUUUGGAUUGGGAGCCCCUUUGCGAUUUCUUAGGCAAAGAAGUACUGAAAGGAAAUUUCCCAAGAGCGAGCGAGGAGAAGGCUAUGCGCAAGAGCCUCGAGAAUGCGUGGUGGGGUAUGGUGCUGUACUUCGUUUCAAUGGUUCUGUUUCCCGGUGGUGUGGUGUUUGGCUCAUAUCUGCUAUAUACACAUGCAGAUGAUUUGAGGGCAUAUCGAGAUGGGUGGUUGAUGGUAGCAAAGAAGUACAUGGAUACAGGGGAAUUGUGA
This is a messenger RNA of Alternaria burnsii, 921 nucleotides long. RefSeq lists its product as uncharacterized. The coding region runs from base 1 to 921 and encodes 306 amino acids. The record is from RefSeq and is a predicted model, not a curated record. The transcript has a single exon. Lineage: Eukaryota; Fungi; Ascomycota; Dothideomycetes; Pleosporales; Pleosporaceae.